This is a messenger RNA of Paraphaeosphaeria sporulosa, 840 nucleotides long. RefSeq lists its product as uncharacterized. Lineage: Eukaryota; Fungi; Ascomycota; Dothideomycetes; Pleosporales; Didymosphaeriaceae. The record is from RefSeq and is a predicted model, not a curated record. The coding region runs from base 1 to 840 and encodes 279 amino acids. The transcript has 2 exons.
AUGCUUGUGCUUUUCUUCCUAUCCUUCGCGACGCAGCUCCUCGCACAAUCUGCAACUUCUUCAGCUACUCAACCGCCCACUUCCAGUUCAAGCAGGGCCCCAAUCACGAAUGGAACUUCGACAACCCCACCCGACGUUGCUACCACGUCAACAGUCCCGGAUGUGUACCUGAAUGUCCCCGAGCUGCACGUCGGGCGCAUUGAACUCGAUGUGGAAAAGCUGCAAGCCGACAUCAACUUGAACGCCAAAGUCGCUGGUCUUGUUACCGUCAAUGCUGGUGUCCAAGUCUCCGUGGAGAAGAUCAACAUCACGAUCGCGGAUGUCGAUGUGCAGCUGGAACUCGUCGUGCGCCUCGGCCAUCUCGUUGACAUUGUGGAGCGCGUCUUCGAGUCGCUCGACCUGAACCCUCUCCUGCUCGGUCUCAUCAACAACGUGACGAACCUGGUCGGCGAUGUCAUCGGCGCCGUUGACGGUCUUCUCGGCUCCAUCACCAACGGUGGAAAGACGCUCAACUUCCUGGUCGACAACCUGGGUAACAUUGUGCAGGAGGUCGUCGGUGGAGCCACCGGCGCUCUCUCCCAGAUCGUUGGAAACUACCAGCAGAACAUGACGCAGGUUGGAGACAUCAAGCAGCUCGGCAACGGUUUGAUCCAGAAGACAUUCUCGUACGACCCCUUGAGCGCAUUAGUCGACAUUGUGUUCAACGCGGCCGGCCAGGUCGUGCAGGCUACGGUGCAGAAGGGUAGCGGUGGUGGGUCGAGCUCGACAACGGCGAGCGCAACUGCAACCCCGAUGCCGGUGACCCUACCUGUCAGCACUGAUGCCAGCACGUCGUCUUAG